Messenger RNA from Fibroporia radiculosa, 2580 nucleotides. RefSeq lists its product as uncharacterized. Gene Ontology annotation, biological process: cell surface receptor signaling pathway; cytoskeleton organization. Gene Ontology annotation, molecular function: protein binding. NCBI's taxonomy places the organism in Eukaryota, Fungi, Basidiomycota, Agaricomycetes, Polyporales, Fibroporiaceae. The record is from RefSeq and is a predicted model, not a curated record. Gene Ontology annotation, cellular component: cytoplasm. The transcript is spliced from 6 exons. Bases 1 to 2580 code for a protein of 859 amino acids.
AUGUCGUCUCGGUCGUCUCGCUCUGCCAGCAUACCCAUCCCCGCUGGGUCGUCGCACCCGGCGCGUAGCAUGCUCGAUGAUGCUAUCCCCAUCCCUUUCGCCCGUUCUAAUAAUUCCGUCAAUCCCGCCCGCCGUGCCAGCGCCAUCGCAGGCAGCCCCGAGGACCGCAGGCGUCGUGGACCCAGCCUAAGCCCGGUUCGCAGCACGAUCAGCACAUCGCCCUCGGUGCGUCCGAUUGUGGGAAGCUACUCCUCCAUCGCUUCUUCCACAGGACGCGGACUGCGACCCGGCGCGCACCCGAAUUCUCCCACCAACAUCAGUCCUGCGGCAUCAUUCCAGCCGCGCAUUAUACGCGCUGCGAGCUCGCCCGUCGCCCAGCGGGAUCCCGCGGCGUGCCUGCCCGCUCCUUCAGUCCCAGAGAUUCCGGCGUUGACUUCACCCAUUCGUCCGCGUCGCUUGAGCGCUGGACCACGUUCCGGCCUGACACCAUCUGCGCCGCGCCUCUCAGCGUCGCUUCCUGCCGGGAUGCAUGUCGACGUAGUGCCCAACCAUAGCAUCUUGACGCCGCCUGCCCACGCACACAACAGCAACAGCUUCCCGCGUCCUGCAUACCUAGAGUACUCUGCGCUCCGCGAUCUGCUUCUCGCUGAGCCAGUGGUGUCGCCGCACGUGUACCGCACCUCCACUAUCUCCGCCCCAGUUGCGUCGCAUGGCCAAGCGCCGCGUCCGGGGCCGUAUCCAUAUUUGCGGCGGUCGCUCACCCCUGUGAUGGACAGCGGUUCGGAGGGCACGCAUAGUCCAAGCCCACCGCCACAGGCCCCGAGCACGACGACUGGACAGCGCAUCUCGAUGACGGAUUUCCGGCUACCCACGCGGUGGAGCGAGCAUGAUCGGGCUCCGCAACUGAGCGUAUCCGCAGAUGGACGCGAGCUGACAUUCACCGGCCAUUCAUUUACCGGGGAUCGUGAUGCGGCGGCGGCGCGUGCGAAUCAUUGGAUCCCGCCUGCUUGUGGGAUAUACUACUACGAGGUCGAGAUUUUACAUCGAGGUUCGAAAGGCCAUAUCAGCAUCGGAUUCUCCGCUCCAAAUGUGCGUUUAGUGCGUCUUCCCGGGCUGGAGCCAUUGUCGUGGGGAUAUCAUGCGGAUGAUGGAUGGGUGUUCGCCGGGCAGAAAGACGGCUCGCCGUACGGACCGACAUAUGACUCUGGAGAUGUGAUCGGAUGCGGGAUUGAUUUCAGCCAGAGCCGCGUAUUCUUCACGAAGAAUGGCGCCCUGCUCAACUCGGUUUUCGAUAAUUUGCCGCGCUCUGGAGUGAAUCUCCACCCUGCAGUUGGAUUGCGCCAUACUGCGGAAGCCAUUCGUGUUAACUUCGGUUCUGCCCCUUUCCGCUAUGCUAUCACAGAUCAUGUGCGUGCACAAAGAGAUCAGAUAUGGGGGUCGAUUGUGGGCACCGAAGACGGUCAGGGUAUGGGAAAAUCCAGCAGCCACGAGGAUGGCGAGAAGAGAGACGAGAUGUCGGCUAUUCUCGAAAGCUCAAAGGAGAAAGAAGAAGCGAGUGCCACGAUGCAGAAUUUGAUUUCUGCAUAUCUCUCCCAUCAUGGAUAUGCACGCACGGCACGGGCGUUCCGAGAGCAAUGCACGAAGAGCAAGAAACUUACCACGACUGAUGGUAUUUCUGUGAAGAACGAAGAAGCGGACGUGGCUAUGGAGACGGAGGAGACACCGGGUGCUGGUUCGUCUCGCGACGCAAUGAACACGACUGACCCUGCAACUUCCAAAGAGCAAUCACACCAUGUGGAUCCUGAGACCGAAGAUCUUCAGAACCGUCUGUCCAUCUUACAGGCGGUGCGUACUGGCGAUGUAGAUGUGGCAAUAGAAGGUUUGCGCAUGCAUCACCCUCAAGCGCUGGAAGCGCAGGAAGGGCUGCUGUAUUUCCGACUGCGCUGCAGGAAGUUUGUGGAGCUGGUGCUCAAGGCAGGCGAGGCUACGAGGCGGGCAAAGGAGGCGACCGAACGGGAAAAGAAUGUAAAGACUGCGGAGAAGAUGCACCGGGGAGGCACGGGCGGGGGCGCUGAGUAUAUGCUUUCAAGUGUCGACGAGAAUGGGGCAGAGUUGGAUGGCGAGGGCGCGAUGGAUGUGGACGACCCGUCGCCCGAUGCCCGUGUCCUAUCCACUGCAUCAGACCAGCUUGUGUCUGCGUCCGACCUCACUAGCGCUAUUACAGAACAGGCGCGUGCGGCCCUCCACACUGCGCUGUCAUAUGGCCAGGGGUUGGAGGCGGACUUCAAGUCCGACACACGCGAGGUUGUGCGCACACAUCUUCGCCGCACGUUCGGACUCGUCGCCUACGAGGACCCGGAGCGCGAGGGCGGCGAGGUGGGCGCGAUGGCCGGCCAAGAGGCCCGCGUAGAGCUAGCUGGGGAAGUCAAUCAGGCCAUACUAGAGUCUCAAGGACGCCCAGUCCAUCCUGCUCUUGAAACCAUCUUCCGCCAGGCCGGUGCAUGUGUCACCCAGCUGGGUCUCAUGGGGUGCGGUCCCGCGGCGUUCGUGGAUGUGCGACGGGAGUUCCUCGAGACCUGA